Eptesicus fuscus (big brown bat) is the source of this 437-nucleotide messenger RNA. RefSeq names its product alpha hemoglobin stabilizing protein (gene AHSP). Gene Ontology annotation, cellular component: cytoplasm. The coding region runs from base 27 to 305 and encodes 92 amino acids. Gene Ontology annotation, biological process: erythrocyte differentiation; protein stabilization; protein folding. The record is from RefSeq and is a predicted model, not a curated record. Lineage: Eukaryota; Metazoa; Chordata; Mammalia; Chiroptera; Vespertilionidae. Gene Ontology annotation, molecular function: hemoglobin binding. The transcript is spliced from 3 exons.
UAACAGCACUCCUGGACCUCAAGCAGAUGGCGCUUCUUCAGGCCAAUAAAGAUCUCAUUUCCGCAGGAAUGAAGGAAUUUAAUGCUCUCCUGAAUCAGCAGGUCUUCACUGAGCCUCCCGUCUCUGAGGAAGCCAUGGUGACCAUUGUGAACGACUGGGUGAACUUCUACGUCAACUACUACAGGCAGCAGAUGACCGGGGAGCAGCAAGAGCAGGCCCAGGCCCUGGAGGAACUGCGGCAAGAGCUGAACGCUCUGUCCGUCCCGUUCCUGGCCAAAUACAGGGACUUCCUGAAGUCCUUGUGAGCACCCCCGUCACCCGCUGCCGCUCUCCUAGCCCGGAGACCCAGGCCUGCGGCGCCAGGAAACCCUUGUUCCUGCCUGCGCUCUUCGGUCCUCAGGUCUGCUCCUCUGGUGUCCCUCUGCCCGGACACCUCA